AUGUUUCCCAAGCUUCAUGAUGUGUUUCUUUGUGAGCAAAACUGGUGGUGUCAGUCAGAGUUUGUUCCAACAGUCACACCUAGUUCUUUCCCUGCUUCCGCUUGGGACAUCGGAGACAGAAUAACGGAGCCAAGUGUCAGCCUUACGCAAAGCACACUCUGCCAUCGUUGGAACCAAGUUCCAUCCAUGUGGCUCCUUCUUCACAUGAAGUAUCGAGCUAUCAGGCUACGGGUUCUUCAACACAGACACACCUGCGAUAUUUCCUUAAUGGCUGACCCUUCAUGGCCACGAUGGUAUUAUUUGCUUCCCCAUUUGUCUCAUGAUUGA
Pochonia chlamydosporia 170 is the source of this 327-nucleotide messenger RNA. RefSeq lists its product as hypothetical. Lineage: Eukaryota; Fungi; Ascomycota; Sordariomycetes; Hypocreales; Clavicipitaceae. The record is from RefSeq and is a predicted model, not a curated record. The transcript has a single exon. Bases 1 to 327 code for a protein of 108 amino acids.